Molecule: messenger RNA, 4882 nt
Organism: Anguilla rostrata (American eel)
Lineage: Eukaryota; Metazoa; Chordata; Actinopteri; Anguilliformes; Anguillidae
Gene: rpgrip1
Product: RPGR interacting protein 1
Exons: 25
Coding region: 819-4748 (1309 amino acids)
Biological process (GO): retinal rod cell development; non-motile cilium assembly
Cellular component (GO): photoreceptor connecting cilium
Source: RefSeq, a predicted model, not a curated record
GGGUGGGGGGACAUAAGGAGAGAAUGAGGUUUAAGGUUAAUGGGAAGUGCCGACUGCAUUUCCAGGGGCUGUGAUGAGAUAAAGGGGGAGAAAGGGAGAGGAGGACAGAAAGCGAGGCUCACAUAGAAAACCCUGGAUCAUCAUCUUCAUCAUCACUCUUCAUCUCUUGCCUAAAUUUAGGCCAGACUGGGCGUGUGUGCAAGGUAAGCAAAGUGAUGUGGGUGAGGGAGUGUGUGUAGUCAGUUUAAACAGGGGUGUGUGUGCAUGUGUGUGUGCGUAUGUGUGUGUAUGUAUAAACUGGUAAAGGAUCAAUUCUAUGUUGAUGUAUCUGCACAUUGACAUUAACAAAACUGAAACUGAUUAUAUUCAACAGCAAAGAAUGUGUGAAAUCCACAAUGGGGUCAGUCUUGAAUUCACUCAUGUCAUUUAUGUUUGUAGAUCUCUAAAUAUUUGCCAUUAUUGUGCGAAGAGUAGAAAAUGAUUUGGAAAUGAGCUCGGGAAUUUGAGCACUGAUGGUUUUUUAGAUGUCUUUGACCACAGUUUCAAAAACAAUGAACAGUUGAGGCAAACUGGAAGUUAAAAAGGUAAAAAGUAUAUUUGAACAAAAUUAUAUUGGCUUGCAUAAAAUCAUUACAUGAUUUUAACUUGUAUUUUUUCAGAUGUUGUUCAGUGAAUAAAUUAUAACUGAUAUCCAAAUAUGCUAAUUUCAUUGGCUGACAAUGAUGUCAUUAUCUCCGGAGCGUCCCUACUUGAGCUGAGAAGAUUCCACGGUUACCUGAUGCUGGAUUUUCCUGUGAUGUCACUGUGAAGUCAUUGUGAUGUCACUGGCUAUGGAUGAAACAGCAGGGGACCUCCCAGUGAGGGAUGUGGGACUACGUGGGGGGCUUCCGCAAGAUCGCGGGCGUGUGUUUCGCCAGUCCAGGGAGCAGAUAGAGGAGCAGUGCCUUCGGCUACAGGAGGAGAACACUCUGCUCAGACAUCACUGUCGAACCCAGGACCACCGCCUGCGCAGGAUGUCGGCCAAACAGCUGCGCCUGAGGGAGGGCCGAGCCGGCAGCUCUGGCCUGCGGGAGGCGGAGCUAGAGGAGACGGUGCAGGAGCUGGAGGGGCGGGUCUCUGCCCUGGAGAGCCAGAAGAGGGCGCUGCAGAGCAAGCGAGCCUGCCGCAGCUCGGCGGGCCAGAGCACCACUCCUGGCUCGACACACUCUCUGCUUUCAGGGAGGAGCCAAGACACAGAGGGCGGAGUCAGGAGGGCAGCACAAACAGCUCCUCCCCGAUACGGGCUGGGCUCCCUACAGAACACCAGGGAAGAAACAGAGAGACUCAGGUGUAGUGUGAUAGAGACGCAGCAGGUAAGGAUGGCAGAGCUGGAGUCAGCGGUUCAGUCACUGCGAGACGCGCUCAGAGAGAAGGAGAGGGAGAUUGAGGACAGCAUGAGAGAACUGAGGAGACAGCAGGCGGAUGGACACAGGGUGUCAAUAAGAGAGAAUGUGGACAUGAUUCGCCAGCAGAAACAGCUUUCAGAAAAGAGCGCCGCCCUGCUGGUCAUCCAAGAGAAGUUCACUGUACUGCAGGAGGUUUAUGAGGCCCAGCUGGAGGAGAGCCAAAAGCCACUGAAGGAGAGUCAAGAGGCCUUGCUGGCAAAGGUAGAGGAGCUAACUGAGCAGCUGAAGCAAGAGAGGCAGAGAGCUCUGUGCCUUGAAGGACAGCUCACCACUGCCACCUUCUCAACCCAAGCCCUGGAGGAGCUGCAGGAGCGCUUGAGUGAUGUAGCAGGAGAGAGGGAUCUUCUAAGGCAGAGUUAUGACAGGCUGCUGGAGAGUACACUGAACACACAGAACCAGCAGAGUGAGCAGAACGGCAGAGAGAGAGAAGGGGCAAAAGGGCUGGAGCAGAGCUGGAGGGCAGAGCUACAGCAGCUUGAGGAGAGGCUGGAGGCGGAGCAACAGGAGAGAGAGAGGCUAGAGGAGGAGAAGGAACGGAUGCGACAGGAGAAGAAGAGAACUGAGGAGGAGAUCCAGAGGGAAAGAGAGACUUCAGACUCACUGAGAGAGAAGCACAGUUCCCUUGAGCAGAAAGUUUUACAGUACAGAGAGGAAGUGACAUCACUGCAAGAGAGACUGGAUUCCGUUACAAAGGAGUUUGACAUGAGCGUGGAGGAUUUGAGUGAAACUCUUCUUCAGAUCAAGGCAUUCAGGCUUCAGAGGGAGGGAGAGGACAAGCUGCAGUUCCUGCAGCCUGAUGGGAAGGUGGAGGACUGUUCUCGAGAGCUGACCAGCCUGCAGGCGUCACACGCAGAGACUGUGCUGGAGCUGCACAAGUGCAGAGACAUGCUACUGCUGCAACACCGCAUCAACACUGAGCUACAGGGGGAGUUAAAGACUGUGAUAGAGGGAUCAGAAACAGAGAGGAAGGAGAACAGAAAGCGACUGAUAGAGAAAGACAGACUGCUGGAGAGAAGAGCCCAGAGAAUAACCACCUUGCAGGCUCAACUCAAGGAACUGGCCUACAGUCCCAAAAACUACAAACGGUCCAUACCACUUCAGUACACCUGGGCGGGGGGGGACAGAGAAGUGGCUGAACAAGUGGAGGAUGAUACCAUAUUUUCCCAGUUGCGGGGGGGAGAGUCUCUGCUUGAGAUCCACCUCAGGGGGGCUACCUUCACCCCCAAGGGGCUCCGGACCAUGGGAAGGGGGCGGGACGAGCCCGGGACCGGGGGUGAGGACAGAGGUCAGGAGGUCGUGACCUUCUGCACUUACUCUUUCCUGGACUUUGAGACGCACUCCACACCUCUGGUUUGUGGGCCCCAGCCAAAUUAUGGCUUCACGUCCCGCUACCCCCUGUCAGCGCGUGACCUGGGGCAGGUCAGGGCGCAGGGGGGCAGGGUCAGGGUGGAGGUGCACCAGGCGCUGGGGGGGGUGCAGUUUAGGACCAGGGGGCGGGCGUGGAUCCCCCUGUCUGAGGCAGCAGAGAGUGUUGAGCAGCGACUGAAUGGAAAGGCAAAUAUUACAGGUGCAGCAGGGGAAAUUUUGGGGGUGCUGGAGUACUGGGUGCACCUGUACCCCCCAACGGAGCUGAGGGACACACUGGCUGACAGACGGACAGCCGCACCCACCCUCUCUCUCCACACUUUGACCUGGGAGGAGGGGGUGACUGAGGAGCCCUUUGACUAUGGCGGAGGGAUACCUAAUGAAUUGGAAGUGGUGUUGGACCGUUGUGUGGGCCUCAGUGCACAUUGGCCGGGACUACUUCCGGACACCUACCUGCUGUACCGCCUGUACGACCUGCCCCCCCACGCCACUCCCACAAUCCCCGGCAGCGCCGACCCGGUGUUCGGUGACGUGGUGUCCUACCCCCUGGCCGCGACCCCAGACCUGCUGCUGUACCUGCGGGGGGGCAGUCUGUGGGUGUACGCCUUUGACGACAGGGACGACCAAACUGCCAGCUCCUAUCUGGCCAAAACCCCCAUCCCCCUGCGCAACCUGGCCACGGGACGCCCAAUCAGAGGUGACUAUGUGCUGAGAGAUGCAGGCGGCUGCCCCCAUGGCAUGGUCAGAGUGUCUCUCCGAUGGAAGUACCCCUUCCAGCCUCCGCAGGUGCUGCAGAGCACAAGGGAGGGGACUGAAUCCCCAAAAACCGCAGUUGCCAAACCCAGGCCCCGCCCCCCACCAAUCAGGCUGCGAGGAUGUCAGAGAACCACGCCCCCCAAGAAUCCUGAGCCAGUUAAAACUACACGGCUCCUGUCACCUGACCAGGGCACACCCCUCCUUACACCAGAACCAGCCCAAGCAACACCUCUCCAAUCCCAAGCACAAAAAAAAUCCACGCCCGUGAGGUCACCUGAGCUCAAAAGGACCACGCCCCUUAGGUCACUGGUCCGAGAACGAAAGGCACCCCGGACUCCUUCAGCAUCACCUACAAGGGGUCUCUCGACUGAUCCCCAAAUACAGGAAGUCCAGUCGCCAGAGCAGGAAGUGGAGGAGGAAGUGGAGGAGUUGGUUGUUGAAGGUCUGGAAGAGGAAGAGGACAGGAGUGAGAAAGCUCCUUUGGACAACGAGGUUACUGAAUCCAGUGAAUCACAAGCUUCCUCUGGCAGUGAUAUCAUCAUUGUACCAGACCCUACAAGAGUUGCUACAAAGGGGAAUAAACUGAGAGUGGAAAUCCUUUCCCUGUCACUUGACCCCGCCUCCUGCGUUGCCCUCGACCAGUCAGUGCAGCGUGUCUAUGUGGAGUACCGCCUCCUGGGCGUUCCCAUGGAAACCACUGAGACUCCCAUAUCUCUACGGAAACCAAUUGCAGGAGAGGAGAUACAUUUCAACUUCAUACGAGUGAUCUAUGUGGACAGUGCUGAGGCAGCCCCUCUCAGACAGUACCUGUACACCAUGAUGGAGGGCACUGACCCCAACCAGGGCAGGUUAAAGUUCACAGUUGUGAGUGAACCAAUGGAUGAAGAGGAACAGGAAUGUGUGGACAUUGGCCACGCUUACCUGGAUUUGAAGGAAGUGCUGCUGACAGGAAGUGAUGUCACAGAGCGCCAAUUAGACAUCAUGGGUGUGGGUGAGGAAGAGGAGGACACGGUGGGGAAGCUGAAGGUCUCGCUGGAAGCAGCUUGGGCCCUGAAAGAAAUCUACUGGGAGCAUCGCGGCCACCGACAGAGAGAGGGAGAGACUGAGGAGGACGAGGAGGAGGAGGAGGAGGAAAAGAAGAGAGGAGAGAAGGAACAGACCCAAGAUGAUGAUGAUUUUUAGAAACUUGACUGAGUGUGCUAGAGUCAACUGUGAACACACACAAGCAGGGACAAUAUCACAAAUAAUGAACAAUAAUACACUAUUUAUAAAACUAAAUCCCCCCCAAUAAAUGUGCUUCUGAACUACUAACUAAA